GUUCAGCCACACCGAGGUUCACACAACCAACUGUUCAGCUGAGAGCUCCUGUGCCGGGGACUCUUUUGUUUUUGCAGAGAAAGUUUUAAAAGUACAGUGUCUACAAUGAUGAUCAAAUUGUUAAGUGUAGUCCUUUUUGCCGGAUUGUUCUUUGCUUUACAAGCGACCGAUGAACCCAACACCACCCUUCCAGAGGACCAAGCUUUAGAAGCGACGGAUGAAGCCAACACCACCCUUCCAGAGGACGAAGCUUUAGAAGUGACCGAUGAACCCAACACCACCCUUCCAGAGGACGAAGCUUUAGAAGCGACCGAUGACCCCGACUUCCCCCUUACAGAGGACGACGCUUUGAAAGCGACCGAUCAAUACAACACCACCACUCCAGAGGCCCAAGCAAGGCCUUGCUGGACCAAUUGGUUUGACAGAGACAAUCCCAGUGGACAAGGGGACUAUGAACUUCUCUCUAGCCUUCGCAGACAGUACCCAGGACAAAUCUGCCCAAAACCAGGAGCUAUUCAGGCCCAAACUCUAACUGGAAUCAGUGCGGCUGCAGCAGGGGAAAAGAUUUAUAGAAGUGACACAACUACUGGAUUCAUCUGCAGAAACAGAGACCAACCCGACAAGAGGUGUAAAGAUUAUCGUGUUCGUUUCAGCUGCCCUAGCUCUUACUGUGGACCAAACGUGUGCUGGACCAAUUGGUUUGACAGAGACAAUCCCAGUGGAACAGGGGACUGGGAACUUCUCUCUAGUCUUCGCAGACAGUACCCAGGACAAAUCUGCCCAAAACCAGGAGCUAUUCAGGCCCAAACUCUAACUGGAAUCAGUGCGGCUGCAGCAGGGGAAAAGAUUUAUAGAAGUGACACAACUACUGGAUUCAUCUGCAGAAACAGAGACCAACCCGACAAGAGGUGUAAAGAUUAUCGUGUUCGUUUCACCUGCCCUAGCGCUUACUGUGGACCAAACGUGUGCUGGACCAAGUGGUUUGACAGAGACAAUCCCAGUGGAACAGGGGACUGGGAACUUCUCUCUAGUCUUCGCAGACAGUACCCAGGACAAAUCUGCCCAAAUCCAGGAGCUAUUGAGGCCCAAACUCUAACUGGAAUCAGUGUGGCUGCAGCAGGGGAAAAGAUUUAUAGAAAUGACAUAAGUAAUGGAUUCAUCUGCAGAAACAGAGACCAACGCGACAAGAGGUGUCAAGAUUAUCGUGUUCGUUUCACCUGCCCUAGCGCUUACUGUGGAGUAAAAGUGUGCUGGACCAAGUGGUUUGACAGAGACAAUCCCAGUGGAUCAGGGGACUGGGAACUGCUCUCUAGCCUUCGCAAAGAGAACCCAGGAAAAAUCUGCCCAAAUCCAGGAGCUAUUGAGGCCCAAACUCUAACUGGAUUUAGUGCGGCUGCAGCAGGCGAAAGGAUUUAUAGAAGUGACACAACUACUGGAUUCAUCUGCAGAAACAGAGACCAACGCGACAAGAGGUGUCAAGAUUAUCGUGUUCGUUUCAGCUGCCCUAGCUCUUUCUGUAGUAAAUAAUAGAAGGUAAUGUGUGAGCACAUUCAUGUUCAUUGUAAAGCUAGGUGCCGUGACUACAAAGUUUGGGUGCCCAUGCUAGAAAAAAGCCCUGACUCCACAGCAAACACUGCGAUGGAUAAGAAGAGACAACUUUCAAAUUUUGAUCACUUGAAUUUCUGUCUGAUUUUUCUUUCAUGUUAUAUUUUAUUUCUUAUUGUGCCAGGUGGAGAAAGUAUAUUAUACCAUUUUUUCAGCAGACAUUUUAACUGUUCUUUACCAGGGCCUGAAGCUAAAUGGAGCUCAGCCAGAGUUCAUUCUAUGAUUUAAGCUUCUGCUUUUUCCAUGCCAACCAUCUUGUGG
Molecule: messenger RNA, 1866 nt
Organism: Cyclopterus lumpus (lumpfish)
Lineage: Eukaryota; Metazoa; Chordata; Actinopteri; Perciformes; Cyclopteridae
Product: mucin-5AC-like
Exons: 16
Coding region: 106-1527 (473 amino acids)
Source: RefSeq, a predicted model, not a curated record